UUUAGAUUAUGAAAAAUAAUUUAAUGGUUAUAUUUUUUACAGAAAUUGUGCCGCUCUAGAAAGCUUGAAGAUUUUGUGAUACCCUUGUAUUUGAUUGUAUUGUAUCUUUAAUUUAUUAUGCCAGCUAAAUGACAAUUAAGUUUACAAUUUGACAGCAGUCAGUCGGAGAAGAAUAAAUACGUCAAUCGAGUAACUGAAUCGCUUCGGCUUGGUGGUGGGUGAAAUAAUAAAUAACAACAAAAAAGGAAUUAGAAUACAGUGUAAUUUAAAAUUUGGGCUGCGGUCCUGAGCGGUCAUCCACGAUGUUGUUUUUGCCGAUAUUCUGCGUUAUCCUCGGCUUCGCCGUCGGUCACAUUGAUAAAGAUGCCCCUCCUCAAUGGAACCCGGUGUACACAGUAAAAGGAACAUUGAACAUUCCUUAUGCUGAACUCAAAGAGCCUUUCUACACUUGGUUCGACAGUAAAGCGGGCAAGUCCAGAAUUGACUACUAUGGAGGCAUGGUCAAGACGUACCAGCUUUCGGCGGCUGUGUACAAACCCUACGGUACAUCGAUCAAGAUCGCUCCAGUCACCACAGAGGAGGUCCUCAACCAGGAUACAUGUCUGCAAGUCAACGGAAGUAGUGACAACAGCGUUGCUAUCCAAACUGUACUGCCAGAUAUGACAGACUUCAAAUAUAUUGGUACAGAAACAAUGCAAGACUCGGAGACAGCGAAAUGGCAAUUCGUACAGGUGAUUGGGCAGAAACUGAACAAAUACACAAUGUGGGUGAAGUACAAGAAAUCGUUGAAGGAACGCAGCGUGUCCGUGCCUAUUCCCGUCAGGUACGAGAUGAAAGGUUACAACUCACUGCUGGGCUCCCACUAUGACCAUUACUACAUUGAUUAUGUAGACUAUGAUGUAGAGGACAUUGACCCCAAUGUUUUCAAUGUUGAUCCCGCCAUGCACUGUUCCUCGUUCCCCGGCCCCGGCGCCCGCCACUACGCGACCUUCAACCCUAUGAUGGAGUUUGUGCACCCAGCUAAGGACGAACAUGUUAUUAAUGAGUUUGACAGGUUCAAGACUAAGCACGGUAAACAAUACGCCAGUGACGUGGAACAUGAAAAGAGGCUGAACAUCUUCAGGCAGAAUCUCAGAUACAUCUUCUCCCACAACCGCGCCCGGCGUACGUUCACGAUGGCAGUGAACCACCUGGCGGACCGCACCGACACGGAGCUAGCCGCGCUGCGGGGCCGUCGGUACUCCGGACCUAACCAUGGUCUACUGUUCCCGUAUAGCCAGUCGCUGGUUGAGGAAGAAUCGGAUAAGUUGCCCAGUGAACACGAUUGGAGACUAUUCGGGGCUGUCACGCCCGUCAAAGAUCAGUCAGUAUGUGGUUCCUGUUGGUCUUUCGGUACGACCGGUGCAGUAGAAGGAGCGUUGUUCCUAAGCAACGGAGGGAAAUUGGAGAGACUGUCGCAACAGGCGCUCGUUGACUGUUCCUGGGGUUUCGGUAACAAUGGCUGUGAUGGUGGCGAGGACUUCAGAGCUUACCAAUGGAUCAUGAAACAUGGUCUGCCUACUGAAGAAUCGUAUGGCGAUUACUUAGGACAGGAUGGAUACUGUCAUUUAGACAACGUCAGCAUCGCGACCAAGAUCAAGGGAUGGGUGAAUGUCACCAGCAAUGAUGAGAAGGCUCUCAGGCUGGCAAUCUUCAAGCACGGUCCUAUAUCCGUAGCUAUUGACGCGGCGCAUAAGUCCUUCAGUUUCUACUCCAAUGGCGUCUACUACGAGCCAGAGUGCCACAACAAAAUCGACGAGCUGGACCACGCAGUUCUAGCAGUGGGCUACGGCAUCCUCAAGGGUCAGAAGUACUGGCUGGUCAAGAACUCGUGGUCUAACAUGUGGGGUAACGAUGGAUACGUCCUCAUGUCCACGAAGGACAAUAACUGUGGGGUUCAGACUGCCCCCACCUAUGUUUUAAUAUAGGUUAAGAGUAGGAACCGGUCUUACCCCCUUUAGUGAGGUCCCUAAUAAGACUUUUGAGCCUGUACAGGACACGGGUUUCAAAACAAACUAUUUGCGACGUAAUGAUUGUAUUCAAGUUUAAUAGAAUGCAAAAGUACCUUUAUCAGUUUCUUAUUUUGAAUUUCAACCCAAAAACUGGGUAGGGUAAGAGUCUGUUGGGUAAGAUCGGUUUUAAUAGGGUAAGGUAAUUAUGUAUUUCAGUUUCCAGUUAAUAUUUAACAGUUAAUUGUCAAUUACAAAGAUAGUGUUGUUAGAAGAGAAAAAUAGUUGAUCCUUAUUGUCGAAUGUUCAUUGCAAUAUUGAAUUCAAAGUUAA
This is a messenger RNA of Spodoptera exigua (beet armyworm), 2321 nucleotides long. Lineage: Eukaryota; Metazoa; Arthropoda; Insecta; Lepidoptera; Noctuidae. The record is from the annotation of a GenBank genome assembly.